AUGACCACAGACGUGAACUUGACCUCUCUGCUGAAUGUAACGGAUUAUGACAACCAGACAAAAGGAUGCUCCCUCAAGACGGGUUUCCAGUUUUACUACCUGCCCACUGUUUACAUCAUGGUUUUCAUCACCGGGCUGGUGGGGAACAGCCUGGCCAUUUGGAUGUUUGUGUGCCAUAUGAGACCCUGGAGCAGCAUCUCUGUCUACAUGUUCAACCUGGCUCUGGCUGAUUUCUGUUAUGUCCUCUCGCUGCCUUUCCUCAUCUUUUACUACUUCAACAAAACGGACUGGAUAUUUGGCGACGUCGUGUGCCGGCUGCAGCGUUUUAUAUUUCACGUGAAUCUCUAUGGAAGUAUUCUCUUUCUGACCUGCAUCAGUGUCCACAGGUACACCGGGGUAGUGCACCCACUGAAGUCUCUGGGUCGGCUCAAGAAGAAAAACGCCGUCAUCACAAGCACCAUUGUGUGGCUUGUAGUUGUUAUAGCAAUGUCCCCAAUUCUGUAUUAUUCCAGGACUGGUUUGAAGAACAAUACAAUCACUUGUUAUGACACCACCACGAAAGACGAGCUACCCGGUUAUUUCAUCUACAGCAUGACUCUGACCGUGUUUGGGUUCUGCAUCCCCUUCAUCAUCAUAUUUUGUUGCUACGGCAUGAUAGUGAAAGCAUUGAUCUACAAUGACAUGAACAAUGCACCUCUGCGGCAGAAGUCCAUCCACCUGGUCAUCAUAGUCCUUGCUGUGUUCGCAGUCUCGUACUUGCCCUUCCACGUGAUGAAGAACCUCAACAUGCGGGCCAGGCUGUACUUUCAGAGCCCCGAUAUGUGCGAGUUCAACAACCGCGUCUACGCCACCUACCAGGUGACGCGGGGCCUGGCCAGCCUCAACAGCUGCGUGGAUCCUAUUCUUUACUUCCUCGCUGGAGACACCUUCCGAAGGAAGCUGACCCGGGCCACCAAAAAGCCCUCCAGGAAAGGGGACAAUGUCAUUCAGUCCAAAAGCGAGGAGACAGCUCUCAACAGCCUGGCUGAGUAUGUCGAGAACGGAGACCGGAGGCUGUGA
Molecule: messenger RNA, 1059 nt
Organism: Menidia menidia (Atlantic silverside)
Lineage: Eukaryota; Metazoa; Chordata; Actinopteri; Atheriniformes; Atherinopsidae
Source: the annotation of a GenBank genome assembly